Malaclemys terrapin pileata is the source of this 7477-nucleotide messenger RNA. It is a transcript of the gene TIGD3, whose product is annotated as tigger transposable element derived 3. Gene Ontology annotation, molecular function: DNA binding. Gene Ontology annotation, cellular component: nucleus. Lineage: Eukaryota; Metazoa; Chordata; Testudines; Emydidae. The record is from RefSeq and is a predicted model, not a curated record. The coding region runs from base 173 to 1618 and encodes 481 amino acids. The transcript has 2 exons.
GAAAACUAAAGAUUCGGGGGGGAGCAGGAUCCGGAAACCUAAAGCCCUCAAACCCACCAGGCCGGGGAUGGCCCCUGCUGUAGCCCCCGAAGAGCCAGGGGACCAGUCUCUCUCCUAGAUAUUCCAGCCCCAGUGCCUGGCACAUCCCUUCACCUCCCACUCCAGGGCCGCCAUGGAGCUGAACGGGAAGAAGAAACUUCAUGCUCUUUCCUUGGCAGAGAAGAUCCAGGUGCUGGAGAUGCUGGAUGAAUCCAAGAUGUCCCAGUCAGAGGUGGCUCGUCGCUUCCAAGUCUCCCAGCCCCAGAUCUCCCGCAUCUGUAAGAACAAGGAGAAGCUGCUGGCUGACUGGUGCAGCGGGACGGCCAACCGGGAGCGGAAGCGCAAGCGGGAGUCCAAAUACAGCAGCAUCGACGAGGCCCUGCUGUGCUGGUUCCACAUUGCCCGCACCAAGAUGUGGGACGUCACGGGGCCCAUGCUGCUCCAGAAAGCCAAGGAGCUCGCGGACAUCAUGGGCCAGGAGUUUGUGCCUAGCAUCGGCUGGCUGGUGCGGUGGAAGCGCCGUAACAACGUCUGCUUUGGCCAGCGGCACCCAGCACGAGCAGUCCAUGCGCCGGAGCCCCCGUGCGACAAGGGGCCGGCGCCGGCUUCCCUCAGCCUGCCCCAGCUGCUGAAGGAUUUUGCCCCAGAGAACGUUUUUGGCUGUGGGGAGGUGGUGCUGCUGUAUAAGGCCAUGCCAGGCAGGGAGCGGGAGGGCAGGGAGCGGCUGUGUGUGGCGCUGUGCGUGAACGGGAGCGGCACCGAGAAGCGGAAGCCCGUGGUGAUCAGCAGGCGGCUGGCUCCGCGAUGUUUCUUUGGGGUCAACACGGAAGCUUUGCCGGUCCUUUACCGCAGCAGCGCUGAUGGUCAGCUGACACCGGAGCUCUUCUCAGAGUGGUUGACGGACUUUGACCGGGAGAUGGGCCGGCAGCAACGCAGUGUGGCGCUAGUGCUGGACGCUGAGCGGCGCUGCCCCAAUCCGGAGCCUGCCAACAUCCGCCUGGUCUUCCUGCCCCCGCGGCCUCGCCACGACGACGGCCCCUCGCCUUGCCCGCUCCAUCCUGAUAUCGUCCGGGAUUUCAAGUCCUGCUACAAGCGCAGGCUUCUGGGCAAAGUGUCCUCCAUCGGCAGCGAGACCAACAGCUCCCCCGCCUCCAUCGCUGCCUCCAUCACCGUGCUGGACGCCCUCCACAUGGUGGCGGCCGCUUGGGACAAAGUCCAGCCCUCCCUGGUGGAACGGUGCUUUGGGGAGGCCAGCUGCUCCAAGGGGAAGGGGUCCCUGGGGCCCCCCAGCCAUGCCCCCCCCAGAGGGAUGAGCCCGGAAGAAUUCUGGCGCUUUGUUGACUUGGAGACAGAGCUGGCCUGUCCCCCAGCCCUGCCCCCAGCUGGGGCCUAUAAGGAGGAGGAAGAGGAGGAGGAGGGGGAGGGAGAGGACCUUUUUGGCAGCCUGCCCACCAAGGCUGAUGCCCUGAAGGCCCUGGGGACCCUGCGGCGCUGGUUCGAGUGCAACGGCUCGGCCGAGGGGGUCUUCCAGCAGUUCUACAGCUGCGAGGAGGAGGUGGAGCGGCUGUGCUGCCAGUGAUCUCCCAACUCCCCACACUGCCCCUGACGGCCUCCCAACGCUGGAGCAUGGAGGGGCUGGUGGCCCUGUACCCCACCGACUCAAUGCUUGGAGAGCAGGAUUCCAGCCCAGUCCCCCAGUGCCUGAGUGCUGGGGCACUGGAUUCAUGCCCCAGUCCCCCACUGGGGGGCACUAGAGGGACUGGAUUCAUGCCCCUAUUCUUUGCCGUGGCCUCUGAGAGCUGGUUCUGGGGGAGAGGAAUUAGGGAACUGCCCUUUUCUUUCUUCUGGGUGCAUCUUUAUGGGCGUAUAAAGAUCUGAAAGAGCCCACACUACUAGUUCCUGCUAUUACCACCCCCUCAGCAGGAGCCUCAGCCAAAAGUGUUCCACUGGCAAUUCUGGGGUCCCCCCAUUUCAAGGCUGUCCUGCUAGUCACCACCCCAAAAGGGGCCAGGCCUCUUCAGAAGGGGGGCUUGAGUCAGGCUCCUGUUGUCCUAAUGGAAUCACAAUUACUGCAACACUCCCGAGUCGGGCUUGGAAACUUUUGCCCACAGAACUGCACUUCUGCAGGAAAUAAAUCCAGGGAAGAAAGAAAGGAGGAGUUGAAUUUUGACAGUUUCCCUCCCAAUUGUUUGAGCGCUAGGGCAUUCAACAAAACCAACCCCCCUGAAAGCAAUAGCAACACCAGCCUGAUUGGGAGAACAGCCCCCCGCAUUCAAUGGAUUUCCUUUCUAGGCACCUUAUCCUCCUUCAGCUUCCCAGGGAUCCAAGGAAAGGGAGGAAGAGAAGUGAUGUUCUAAUGUGAGGUAGUACACCACCCCAGAGCCAGCAGCCUCUGAUCUUUGGAUGGGAAGAUUUAACUUCCAUGGCUGCAGAGGUGAACAGAAGUGUAGGCUGGGGGUAGGGCACUGGCUUGGAAGUCAGGACUCCUGGAUCCUAUUUCUAGCUCUGGGAGGGGAGUGGUGUCUAGUGGUCAGAGAAGGCUGGGACUCAGGAUUCCUGGGUUCUAUCCCCAGCUCUGAGUGGGCUGUGGUGUCUACACUGCAAUGUAAGCCCAGGGCUUGAAUUUAGGCCUAACCCCCCUUCCGUCUACACACAAAUUGCGCUAACCCAGGGUCAGAGGACCCCACAGGAAUAGAAAGUUCAAGCCCUAUUGCUUUGCAGUGUAGAGGCAGCCCUACUAGACUCAAGCUCUGGGACUCUGCCAACAGUCUCCCACAAUCCCAUGGGUCAACUUUCUUUGUACUCUGGCCAGGCAAGGCUUCCCACCCUGCACCACGACCCAAGGCCUAGAGCAGCCACAUUUUGGGAGGGCGCAAGGAAGUGUGGGAGACAGUAGUUGAACUCAGGCCUGCAUAAUGCAGCAUAGAUGCUGGAGCCCUAGGGUGGGACCCAGGGUUCAACAAUUCCUAACCUGGGGUUACAAAGGAGUGUAGAUGCUCAAGCCCUAGGUUAACAAACCCAAGAUCUGCAACCUCCAGUUCCACUAACCCUGGACUGACUUUACAGUGUAGACAGGGAGUCCUGACUUCUGGGCUCUAUUCCCAGCUCUGCCUCUGACCUUGAGCAAGUCCCAAAUCCUCUCUGUGCCUCAGUUUCCUCUCCCACCCUUUGCCUAUUUAGACUCAGCUCUUUGGGGGCAGGAACCAUCUCUCACUAGGUGUACAGGGCCCAGCAUAAUGGGGGUUCUAAGUGCUACCAUAAUGCUCCUAAUAAACAAGGAAAUACCUUUUAAAAAGCAAGGUAACCAAACCAGACUUACAGGCCAUAAAGAGGAGCAGAUGCCUCAUUUUAUUAAUUCCCCCCUCCCCCACCUUCUUUUCAAGUCACCUUUAAACAAACACACUGUAAAAUAGUAUGAUAUUUCCUAUGGAAAUGGUACUGCCCCAGGGAGCUGGGCCACAGACAGAAUUCCUGGCUUGACGCACAGACAAUGGCCGAUGGUCCUAUUUUUCCAAUGGAAACUUAACUUGCUGUCGGGAGGUUUAAAUGUUCCCAGUUUGUUCUGCUGCUAAAAACAAUGGCCCCAGGAUUGGUGAGGUGGUUUUGCUUUGUUGCCUGGAAAUACCAGGAUGGCUUUAUGGGAAAGCAGUGGGAGUCGCUUCUAUCCCAGCUCUGGGUAGGGAGCUGAAUCUACUGAGGUAGAGCAGGGUGGGCUGGGUGUCAGGACUCCUGGGUUCUGUUCCCGGCUCUGUCACUGACUGGAGCCGUUCAAUUUGCCAUUCAGUGCCUCUUUUUCCUCUCCUGCCCUUCGUCUAUUGAGGCUCCAGGCUCUUGCAGGGACUGUGUCACCCUGUGUCUGUGCAGCACCUGGCCCAAGGGGUGGGGGGAGGCUCUCCAGUCUUAGUCAGAAAUGCCAGGCACUCUCAGAACAGAAAUAAUUUACUCACAUACCUGAGUAGUUUGCAAGAUCAGGGCCCUUACACAGGAACAACAACAAAACCCCAAACCUAGUCAAUAGACUGCAAGGGCCACUGAGGAUCAUCUCAUCUGCCCUCCUGCACAGCCCAGGCUGGGAAAAGUGCAGAGAUUGCAAACUUCAAUCCAGUUUAAUGACUAAUGUUUCAGGCUCUCCCCUGAAACAAGGGUAUCUGUGCUGUCGGCUCCGAGCUGCAGUCAGUUCCAGCAAAAAGACCACCCUUUGCAGACGGGGCUGUUAGUAGGUCUGGGGCCGUGGUUCCAGAGCCAUAGGUGCUGGAACUAGGGGGUGUGGCUGCCCCCCCGGCUUGAAGUGGUUUCCAUUAUAUAGAGGGUUUGCAGUUAGGUUUAAUGGCUCAGCACCCCCAUUAUCCAGAUUGUUCCAGCACCCGUGUCCAGAGAGCCCCGUUUACUUCAGCGGUUCACCCCGCUAAGAGCUGACUGUAGGGCUGAGGUCUCCAUUAAUUCAACCCACAGCUCCUUCGGUACCCAAGAUACGCUGGGUUUGGACUCGUCUUCUACAAAAUUUCCACCAUGGUUGUCGCUGCAGGAAAGCAAAUGCCGUAAACAGAACGGGUCAGGAAACGGGGUUUUGCCUUGCAAAAUUUUGAUGAAAAUAAAUAAAAAUCAUUUUGAUUUUUACAGCAAAGGUUGAAGGACGUCAGCCAAAACCCAAACUUUGUCCCAAAAAACCAUUUUGCUGCUGCUGCCGUGUCUCAUGGGAGUUGCGUUUCAGUUACCUCAUGCUCCCAUUCUCCUCUAUAGGCCAGGCUCCCAGGUCAGACUACAUCUCCCAUGAUGCACCGCUGUCCUCCCUCUUGAAAGGGUACCUCACUGGAAACGUCAUCUGUCUGGAAAAGACCAGCCCAUAGAGGAAAAACAAGGACAUGGGGCAUCCAAACUAAAACUCCCAUGAAGCAUUGCAGCAGCAUCUCCAAAUUGAAAUAUUUUGAUUUUUGACCAAAAAACCCAAACCAAUACAAAAAAUGCCCAGACAUUUCCCAUGGGAAGCAGGUGCUUUUUGCAAAAUAUUUUCUUUAAAUCAAAACCCCAACUUUCCAGGGACAAAUAUUUUUGAUGAAAAAUUUUCCUUCCGGCCCAUUUUCAACCUGGAUUGUGCAUCAGCCUGGGGUUCAUGCAGUCACAGUCUCCAAGUACCUGCGUGGGGAACAGAAAUUUGAGACUAGAGGGCUCUUCGGUCUAUCCAGCAAAGGCCUAGCAUGACCCAGCGGCUGGACGUUGAAGCCAGACAAACAAGUUCCAAGGAACAAUUGAUGAAGGGUUGGAGUGGAUUCUCCAUCACUGGCACUUUUGAAAUCAAGACUGGAUGUUGGGCUGACAGAUCUGCUUCAGUUCAAACAGGAAUUAGUUGAGGGGUGACCUGUGGCCUGUGCUAUACAGGAGGUCAGAUCAGAUGAUCACAAUGGGCCCUUCCAGUCUCAGAAAUCUAAGAAUUGCCAUCAGUACCACGUGGGUAUGUGACCCCACCAUUCCAAUUCACUUGGCGCUUCACAGCUAAACAAUUCCCAGGGAUACAGCCAACGUUUUGGAUUGGAUCAGGCGGCUGGAAAUCAGUCUCACCGCCCCUAGGAGUUCCAAAAUCAUGAGCCAGCUGAAAAAUCACCAUGCUAUUGACUUAAACAAAAAAAUGUUUUUUGUUUUGUGGUUUGUUUUUGAAACACACACUUUCCCCCCGUAAAUCUACUUUCUGGGUUUUCAGUUGUUUCCAAGCUUCUCCCUACACCCACAGGCUGGAAAUAUUAAAGCACACUUGCUACAAAAACACACAUGCACACACGGAUUGCAUUGGUUUCACUUAAACUGGUUUUUGGUUUCCAACUGGUUUAGCCGGCACCUGCAAAUUUACUGAAGCAAGCCAAGCAGCUCUGCACCCAGUUUGAAGCAAUACAAGCACGUCUUCACAGCGAGUCGCAUUAGUUUAACCAAGCCCGUGUCUAUACAGAAGAGCUGUGGCUUAGUGGGUAGAGCAGUGGACAGGGAUCUGGAUUCUAUUCCCAUCUCUGCCCCUGGCCUGCUGGGUGACCUUGGGCAAGUCACUUCAGAGCUCCAGGCCUCAGUUUCCCCAGCUGUAAAAUGUGGCUAGUGAUACCAACUGCUUUGUAAAGUGCUUUGAAUUAGUUUCAUAGAGUCUAAAGCCAGCCGGGACCAUUAGAUCAUCUAGCCUGACCUCCUUUAGAAACGCAGGCCAUUCAAUUCCAUCCAAAUAUCCCUGUGUUGAGUCCAAUGACUUUAGUCUCCUGAGGACUGUGUUUUAACUCCACUGUUGAGCCCCAGACAGAGAACAGGAGAGACGGAGGGUCCCCGAGGCCUCUGUGAGGCAGGGAUUGAUGAGAUGAGACAUGCCUGGAUGAUCCCAGCAGGCGGCCCACGCCCAGUGCUUUGGCAGAUCUAAUGACAAGUGCGGUGUGAGAGCUAGGUAUGUUUACAGUGCUACAGGUAUUCCUGGAUAAAUACACUAGGGUAAGUCACCAUCAUAUCUUUAACUGCCUCCACGCUAGGACAUGUACAGAUCUGAAUAAAGCAGUUAAAACAAGCCAAACAAUCACACCUGUAACUGACAGUUUUACCAGGGGCAAAAUCCGAGUGUACACUGGGUUUACGAGUCUCAUAAUACCAGGACAGCAGGAGCUUUAACAAGAAAGCAGCAAAUAUCAUGAAACCAGGGCAAUGCUGGGAAAAGAGGUUUUUUUAGAAUCCCGCAGUGGUUUUCUUGUAAGGUGAAUCAAAUGAAGGGGAAAAUGAACCGCUGGACAAAAGAGCAAGCGUGUUCCAUGUAGCUCACGCUCACCAGGCACUGAGGGUUUUAGUGCUGCUUAGAUUGGGAGGGAGCUAGAAGACAGGAUCUAUUCCAAGCCCACAAUUAAUUUAACACUGUCCUGAAGCCCCAUGACCAGCACAGUCAUCAGAUGGAGCCUGGAUAUUGGUACACAAGGCUGGGAGAUUCAGGGUCGUCAGAGUGUUAGGGAUUUGAAAGCCUUUCCCCACUUGGGGGCGCUGGUUCCCAUCCAGUCCCAGGGCAGCAGGACCGGCUUGCUCAGAGAGGUGGGAAACGGGAUGCAGGGCCUUUCCCCUCUAAGGGCACCAGCUCCCAUCUGGCUCCAAGGUGACGGGACUAGCUGACUUGGGAUGGAGGGGCAGGUGAAUGGGAUAUGGGCCCUUUCCCCUCUAGCGGGACUGGCUGGCUUAGUGGGCCAGAGAACAGGAUUCCAGUUAGGUGCCGAAUGUCCUGAACUUCCCCUGAAAAUCCCAGCCUCUCGAAUUCAGAGCCACAGUGAGAAACAGCAGCUAUAGUGAACAGAAAGACCCAGUAACAAUUAAUACAAAGGUUUUUUGGGGGUGGGGGGAAGGCAUCCUUUUCCUCCCCCCUCUGUGUCAUUUCCCAUGUUUUCUUUCUCAGAGAAUCUAUGUGAAUGCAAAUUAAAAUGCUAUCAAUAAGUCCUUC